This is a messenger RNA of Lachancea thermotolerans CBS 6340, 918 nucleotides long. RefSeq names its product trans-2-enoyl-CoA reductase (NADPH) TSC13 (gene TSC13). The record is from RefSeq and is a predicted model, not a curated record. NCBI's taxonomy places the organism in Eukaryota, Fungi, Ascomycota, Saccharomycetes, Saccharomycetales, Saccharomycetaceae. Bases 1 to 918 code for a protein of 305 amino acids. The transcript has a single exon. Gene Ontology annotation, biological process: very long-chain fatty acid biosynthetic process. Gene Ontology annotation, molecular function: oxidoreductase activity, acting on the CH-CH group of donors.
AUGACAGUUCUGGUUAAGUCUCGUUCGAAGUCUCUCAGAGAUGUUAAGCUCCCAAAGGACGCGAACACCGUUGCCGCGGUCCUAAAGACGGUCUCCAGCCAGAACAAUGGCAUCAACACAAACAGGAUUAGGCUGACAGUGCUAAAGGAAGACAAGCACGUUGCGGUGACCUCGGAUCACUUUUUUGAAGAAGGUGUUCAAGACCAGCUUUUUGCCAAAGACAUCGGACCCCAAGUCUCUUGGAGGUUCGUGUUCUUCGUGGAGUACCUUGGACCAAUCCUCAUCCACUCUUUCGUUUACUGGCUCUCAACGAAGCCCGAACUCGCAAAAUACCACUGCAAGUCCCGUGGCUACAAUCCUUUUGUUAACAGAAUAGCUUACACCUUAGUGAUGAUCCACUACCUCAAAAGAGAGCUAGAGUCCCUUUUCCUGCACAAGUUCUCUCAGUCCACCAUGCCUUUCUUCAACCUCUUCAAAAAUUCCUUCCACUACUGGAUAUUGAAUGGCAUCAUCUCUUUAGGCUACUUUGGCUACGGAUUUUUAUUAAAGGACAUCGACGUCUUCAGGAUCUAUUCCGCCCUUAAGAUCGACAACUUUAUGCUACUACUGGCUGGGUUUUUGGUUUGCGAGCUCUGGAACUUUUACGUCCACUACAAAUUGCGCGCUUGGGGUGACAGCCAAAAGGCCAAGGGAAUUACCCAGCGUGUUCCCCUACAGGAUGGUAUCUUCAAGGUGUUUGUUGCGCCAAACUAUACCUUUGAGGUGCUAGCAUGGACGCUUUUCACGCUCAUUUUCAAAUUGAAUAUAUUUGCCGUCUUCUUUCUUUUAGUCUCAGCUACUCAAAUGUACUUAUGGGCCGCCAAGAAAAACAGACGGUACGGCACCAAGAGGGCCUUUUUGAUCCCCUACAUCUUAUGA